Acipenser ruthenus (sterlet) is the source of this 4531-nucleotide messenger RNA. Its product is annotated as 5'-AMP-activated protein kinase catalytic subunit alpha-1-like. Gene Ontology annotation, cellular component: cytoplasm. The record is from RefSeq and is a predicted model, not a curated record. Bases 79 to 1737 code for a protein of 552 amino acids. Gene Ontology annotation, molecular function: ATP binding; AMP-activated protein kinase activity. The transcript has 9 exons. Lineage: Eukaryota; Metazoa; Chordata; Actinopteri; Acipenseriformes; Acipenseridae. Gene Ontology annotation, biological process: protein phosphorylation; intracellular signal transduction.
UGUCUACAAUUCCUGUUUCCUGUUUAUGUUAACGUCACUUCCGCUCGCUGUAGCUGCAGGUAGUGCUGCUGCGGGAAGAUGGCGACGGAUAAACAGAAACAUGAAGGCAGGGUAAAGAUUGGACACUACAUACUCGGGGACACCCUUGGGGUCGGCACUUUCGGAAAAGUUAAAGUUGGAAGACACGAGUUGACAAAGCACCAAGUUGCUGUGAAGAUCCUGAACCGACAGAAAAUCCGCAGCCUCGAUGUAGUUGGAAAAAUUCGCAGAGAGAUUCAGAACCUCAAGCUUUUUAGGCAUCCACAUAUAAUUAAACUGUAUCAAGUGAUCAGCACACCAACAGAUAUUUUCAUGGUAAUGGAAUAUGUUUCUGGUGGAGAGCUCUUUGACUACAUAUGCAAAAAUGGAAAGCUGGAUGAAAAGGAGAGUAGGCGUCUCUUCCAGCAGAUCAUCUCGGCUGUGGAUUACUGCCACAGACACAUGGUGGUGCACAGAGAUCUCAAACCAGAGAACGUGCUGCUCGAUGCACAGAUGAAUGCAAAAAUUGCAGAUUUUGGUCUUUCAAACAUGAUGUCAGAUGGGGAGUUUCUAAGAACCAGUUGUGGUUCUCCAAACUAUGCUGCUCCAGAAGUUAUUUCAGGAAGGUUGUAUGCUGGUCCAGAGGUGGAUAUCUGGAGCAGCGGGGUGAUCUUGUAUGCCUUGCUGUGCGGGACUCUCCCAUUCGAUGAUGACCAUGUGCCAACCUUGUUCAAGAAGAUCUGUGAUGGCACCUUUUACACCCCACAGUACCUGAACCCCUCUGUUACAGGCCUUUUGAAGCACAUGCUGCAAGUGGACCCCAUGAAGAGAGCUACCAUAAAGGAAAUCCGAGAGGAUGAGUGGUUCAAACAGGAGCUUCCUAAAUACUUGUUUCCUGAGGAUGCAGCCUACAGCAACACCAUGAUCGAUGAUGAAGCCCUCAAGGAAGUCUGCGAGAAGUGUGAGUGCACUGAGGAGGAGGUGCUUAGCCUCCUGUACAGCCAGAAUCACCAUGACCCUCUGGCUGUGGCCUAUCACCUAAUCAUUGACAAUCGGAGGAUCAUGAAUGAAGCCAAGGACUUCUACCUGGCCAGCAGCCCACCAGAGUCCUUCGUGGAUGAGCACCAAUUGGCGGCCUCUAAGCCACACCCAGAGCGAGUGCCAUUUGUGGUAGCUGAAAUGACCCCAAGGCCUCGCCACACGCUGGAUGAACUAAACCCACAGAAGUCCAAGCACCAAGGAGUGCGGAGAGCCAAAUGGCAUCUUGGGAUCAGAAGUCAAAGCCGACCUAAUGACAUCAUGGCUGAAGUUUGCAGAGCAAUGAAACAGCUGGAUUAUGAGUGGAAGGUUGCAAACCCAUAUUAUUUGCGUGUCCGGAGAAAGAACCCAGUGACAGGAAUGUACACUAAAAUGAGUCUGCAGCUCUACCAAGUUGACAGCAGGACCUACCUCCUAGACUUCCGGAGCAUUGAUGAUGACAUCUCCGAGGCUAAAUCUGGAACAGCUACCCCUCAUCGGUCAGGAUCAAUUGGGAACAAUCAGAUGACACUGAAGAAUGGAGCCGGUGACGCCCCGGUGAAAGGUGAAGAUGGGUCUUUAACAUCCUCUUUGACAUCGUCAGUUGACUCCUCAACCGGCGACACUGCUCCAAGACCAGGGAGUCACACAAUAGAGUUCUUUGAAAUGUGUGCUAAUCUUAUUAAAAUACUUGCACGAUAACUUUUUUUGGCAUUAGCCUAUGAGUGUCUUUACAGCAAUAAGCAUGCAACAGAUUCAUGGCUUAAUGCUUCCGAUGUGGAUGUAGUUGUUGUUUUGUGGCACUGAAGCAGUUGGCCCCAGUAAAGCUGGGUCUAGCUUGGGGUGGGAAGGUUAUUUAACAAUAAAUGCUAAGCCACUUUAUAGUAAUAUAGAUAUUUUAAAUUCAUAUACCUAUUUCUUGCUUAAGAAUUGAAGUGUUAAACCCCCCAAAGAAGCUUGCCUUUCUACCUUAUAUUGGCAACAAGGUGAUGUAUUGGAUGACAGUGCUGCAAAAUGAACACUGUCCAGACAGCAUUGAAAGUGUCAGUUUGAUUUUGCAACACUGCAGAAAUGUCUUUGUGUACAACAUAUUUCCCUGUAGUUUUUAUAUAUAAUGCAUACAUAGUUGGAAUCUGAAUACAUGUAUCAAAGCUUUAAAUGGGGAUCCAAGAUGCUUUUGAAAAUAUGGAUUAUAUAGUGUAUAUUGGACAUGUUUUUUUUGCAUUUUAUAAUUUAUAUAGCUGGAUAUAACAUUUUAUCCUUGUACUGAAUUGUGUUUGAAAAAAUCGUUACAACCAAAUAAUGUUGGAUUCUUUUUUCUUUUUUAAUUUUAAUCCUACACAACUAUUUUUGAUAAAGAUGUUUUCGUUUUAAGGAAAGAAAAUGAUAAUUUUGUUGGCUAAAUACAUAGUUAAGAGAACUUCCAUUCCAAAUUGUUAUAUAAUAAUAUCACUGUGGCAAUGUGCCCCGUCCCUGUGUGCAUUUGUGUGUAUGCGUGCGUGUGUAAAUGUUGGUGUAUAGAUUGGUACACGGGAUAUAAACAGGUCUGUGUUUCACGUGUAUUUAAAAAGUGUAGAUUUGUAUUUAGGCACGAGGAGAGCACAAAUCACUUCACGUGCUGGUUAAAUGUAAUAUGUGAGCACGGGGUUGCACAGAAUUAAUUCACGUGCUGGGAUUCAAGUGAAUAAUUAAUUAGUAAUUGAAUCCCAGCACAAUAGUAUAUAUAGACGCACAUUUCUUGCACUCAGGGUUGGGUGUUCGGAAGAGGAGAACGGGUGAGAGAGAAAGGAGUUAAAAUAAGUGAUAAGAAUAAUUAUAAGUGUUUGGUACUCACCGUGUUUAAAUACAAAUCUACACUUUUUAAAUACACGUGAAACACAGACCUGUUUAUAUCCCGUGUACCAAUCUAUACACCAACAUUUACACACGCACGCAUACACACAAAUGCACACAGGGACGGGGCACAUUGCCACAAUCACUCAUCAUGCUUUUUAUGUAAAUUAUUAGCAGCACAGAGAAAUAUGCUUGUCUGUAAAUGUCCAGUCUUCUAGAUUUAGUUUUGUUAAAACAUUUAAAGCCCAGCUAAAUCAGUGGUGCCUAAGCAGGGCUGUGUUUAAACCAAUUUUGACCAACCCUGCUGAAAGUCUUAAUCUAAAAGAAUUUUAUUGUCAAGAAUCAUUUUUAUGUAAGUGACAGUUGACAAAAUCGAAUUUCAGCCUUCUGGUUUUUUGCCUGUUCUUGCUUUGGCCUUGUUUUUCUCCUUGUUUAAAAUUAAGCUUGAAUAUGAUUAUCCAUUUACAUGAUUUAUUUUUAAAGAGUUUUUAUCAUAAGGGUUUGGAUUUUUAAAGCAGACAGAUCCAUUAUAUAUAUAUAUAUAUAUAUAUAUAUAUAUAUAUAUAUAUAUAUAUAUAUAUAUAUAUAUAGACUUUUCUUUAUUUUUCCAUGGCAAGGACAAGCUAAAUCCAGCUAGAUAUAAAUGACGCAGAACUUUGCCUGGGUUCACUAUGCCUUUAACACCUUCCUUUGCAAGCCCCAUAGUGGUUACUGAAGAGAUCUAUAAAGAACUGUGUGAGGAAUGCCAGUAAUUAUUCAAACUUUUGCUCAGCAAGUUAGUUGUUACACAAUUCGAUCCUGUCCAAUAAAGUUACCCAAGUUCUGCUUUUAAAAUGAGAACCACAUUUUUGUUUGGUUUCUUUGUGUGUGUGUGUGUGUGUGUGUGUGUGUAUUGAAUAAUUUCAAUUGAAUUGGAGCUAAACAUUCUGGGAGAAAAACAGUUCUAACAGUUGAAGCCCUUUGUAUAUCUUUCAUUUUGUACUGGUAAAAUUGAGUUGUAUUUAGAGCUGCACAUGUACUACUUGCUAGGAAGUUCUUUCAACUAUUUUAGGCUAUGAGAGCUGCUGUGGUUAACUUACAUGUACGCUUUUCGAUUUGAGAAACAAAAUCCUAAACCAGCCCUUACGUUGCUAGUAAAAUACCAACUUUCUUCUAAUUCAUGCAAGUGACAUUAUGAAUUAAGUCUGCAGUUCACCUGUUGUAUUCCUGAGCAUACGAUCAGAUAUGUAGUGGUUGACAAUAGCAAAACAUCCAACAUUUAUGGAGUUAUUUUGGCUUUGGUCAUCAAUCCACAGACGCCCAAUAAAAUGUUGUGAUGUGAAAAAACUUGAACCUAUGUCAAAAUGGACUGGCUCCCUAAAUAAUUUUAUAAGAACAACCUCAGCAGUACUCUUAUACUAACUAUUUUGGGCACUUCAUCUUUAUUUUAUUUUAAUUAUCUUUUGUGUUCAAAGUUUUUAAGCAGAAAUAUUUUUUUGACAGAAAUAUAGAUGGAGUGAUACAAAUAGGUGACCAGUCUCAAAGUAAUCAUUAUUUGACACAUUGUUAAAUUACUUCAAUUGGGUUUUAAUGUAAAGAGACCCUACAGAAUUGACCAAUGUAAUUUUUACUUUAGAGUGUUUAAAAUCAUAUGUGCAUAAUAAAAAAGAAAUUGCACCAACCA